Dendrobium catenatum is the source of this 1278-nucleotide messenger RNA. RefSeq names its product E3 ubiquitin-protein ligase RMA3. Gene Ontology annotation, cellular component: endoplasmic reticulum. The record is from RefSeq and is a predicted model, not a curated record. Lineage: Eukaryota; Viridiplantae; Streptophyta; Magnoliopsida; Asparagales; Orchidaceae. The transcript is spliced from 2 exons. Gene Ontology annotation, molecular function: ubiquitin-like protein conjugating enzyme binding; ubiquitin protein ligase activity; metal ion binding. Gene Ontology annotation, biological process: ubiquitin-dependent protein catabolic process. The coding region runs from base 325 to 1014 and encodes 229 amino acids.
ACGAAGCUUCUCAAUUUGGACUUUUACGGGACAUUUAGCUCUUUAAUUGAUUGUUUUCCGGACGUUUUUGUCGAUCGGAUCUGGUUGCGUUUGUUAGGGAUUGAAGAAAUUUUGGUUGUUUUGGAGUUCGGGAAGGGACAAAUAAGUGAAACCCUAAUUCGAUCUUGUAGAUUAGUUUUCCAAUUUUUCAUUGAUUGAAAUUUUACAUUUGAUUCCUCUAGAUUUCUUCUUUUGAUAAAAAGCCGAUCGAAAGAAGGAACUAGAGUUCUUGGUCUUUUUACCUGGUGGUAUUACAAUCAGAACUUUCCCCUUUUCUACAGUAAUAUGGACUCGGAAAGGACUUUGAACGGCUACUUCCAGGAUUUCAUCAUGGAACCCUCGCCGGAGUUCAAUCUAUCGUCCAAGAAAAUCCCUUCCUGCGCCCCUACCGCCUGCUUUGAUUGCAAUAUCUGCCUCGAUUUCGCUGCGGAUCCAGUUGUCACCCUCUGCGGCCACCUCUAUUGCUGGCCUUGUAUUUUUCGCUGGCUCCAUCUCGAUUCUUCCCCUCGGCAUUGCCCAGUCUGCAAAUCAUCCCUCUCGGAAUCCUCCCUCGUUCCACUCUAUGGCCGCGGCCUCAACUCCAAACCUCACCCCCGUGAUGACAGCGGCAUCCCUGAACGACCUCGAGAACACCGGAACUUGGCUUCUCCGGCCAUAUCCGCCGGCCACCAGCCACCCCUCGCACCGAGGCAGGAUGUUCAUAUGUAUCAAAACCCUCACUUUUACGGAAGUGAUCGUGUGAAUCACCUGGGAGUCAUGCACUCCACUGCUGGGGCCCUGCUCGGGGAGAUUGCUUUCUCUCUGCUUCCAUGGGCAUUCAGGAACCAUCAAAAUCUCUAUGCAAGCUUUAACCAGUCGCCGGCCAUGAGUGGGAGGAAUUGGAGGUGGAGGCAGGAGUUGAUGGUGGAGAGCUGGCUGCAUCAGCUAUGGCUUUUCCUCUUCUGCUGCGCUCUUCUGUGUCUGGUGUUCUUCUAGAGAGCAAGAAGCCAUGUAAGUUUUGAGCUUUCAUCUUCUUCCUCCACCUCGGCAUACUUAUUUGGCUUAUAGUAUAAUAUGAUUACUUGUAUAGAUACUUGUAUAGUGAUUGCUAGGAAAGUAAUCAAGUAGUUCCUUCAAGGAACUGUUUUAGUGUGCUGAAUAAAAGUUGUGCAAAAGCAAUUUCUGUAAGCGAUUUUUGUUAUUGUUGGAGCUGUUGGGCUUCUUAUGAUUAAUGAAGAUGAUCAAAAGAUCUUAAUGUAA